AGUUAGAAAACACAUCCACAUGUAAGGGCACCAUGCCGGUGGAAAGGAUGCGGAUGCGCCCGUGGCUGGAGGAACAGAUCAACUCCAAUACGAUACCAGGGCUCAAGUGGCUUAACAAGGAAAAGAAGAUUUUCCAGAUCCCCUGGAUGCACGCAGCCAGACAUGGCUGGGACGUGGAGAAGGAUGCACCGCUCUUUAGAAACUGGGCAAUCCAUACAGGAAAGCAUCAACCAGGAGUAGAUAAACCCGAUCCAAAAACAUGGAAGGCGAAUUUUCGAUGUGCCAUGAACUCCCUGCCUGACAUUGAAGAGGUCAAGGACAAGAGCAUAAAGAAAGGAAACAACGCCUUCCGAGUGUACCGGAUGCUGCCCUUAUCCGAACGGCCUUCUAAGAAAGGAAAGAAACCAAAGACAGAAAAAGAAGACAGAGUGAAGCACAUCAAGCAAGAACCAGUUGAGUCAUCUUUGGGGCUUAGUAAUGGAGGAAGUGAUCUUUCUCCUGAGUAUGCGGUCCUGACUUCAGCUAUAAAAAAUGAAGUGGAUAGUACGGUGAACAUCAUAGAACCCCGGCUCCUUUACCCUCAGCAGAUCUCCCCAGUGUCCUCCUACGCAGAAAGCGAAACUACCGAUAGUGUGCCCAGUGACGAGGAGAGCUCAGAGGGGCGGCCACACUGGCGGAAGAGGAACAUUGAAGGCAAGCAGUACCUGAGCAACAUGGGGACGCGGAGCACCUACCUGCUGCCCAGCAUGGCAACCUUCGUCACCUCCAACAAGCCCGACCUCCAGGUCACCAUCAAAGAGGAGAGCUGUCCGGUGCCUUACAACAGCUCCUGGCCCCCUUUCCCAGACCUGCCCCUGGCCCCCUCCGUGACCCCCGCGCCCAGCAGCAGUCGGCCCGACCGGGAGACCCGGGCCAGCGUCAUCAAGAAGACGUCUGACAUCACCCAGGCCCGGGUCAAGAGCUGUUAAGCCUUUGGAUCCCCCCCGGUGGUUGUUGGGAUUUCUUGGCUUUGUCUUAUUGUUUGUUUGUAUUUUUUCUCUCUGACACCUAUUUUAGACAAAUCUUAAGGGAAAAACCUUGACAAUAGAACAGUGAUUUCUGUGUCCAACUCCAGUACUGGACCUUCUUUUUAAACUCAGGACUCCAGCCCAUUGGUAGACGCGAAUCCCUAGGCCUGCUGGAUCUUCCAGGGCUGCUCCCUCAAGUUCAAGGACGUCAUAGGACCAACACCCACACGGGCAGUGGGGUGCUGCAUUGCCUGCGGUCAAGGGCAGCAUGGUGGAGUGGAUGCCUCGGAACGGAUAUGAAAAUGUGAACUAGCUGGAAUUUUUUAUUCUUGUGAAUAUGUACAUAGGGCAGUACUAGCGACAUUGCAGUCUGCUUCUGCACCUUAUCUUAAAGCACUUACAGGUAGACCUUCUUGUGAUCUUGCUCUGUUCCACA
Molecule: messenger RNA, 1443 nt
Organism: Vicugna pacos (alpaca)
Lineage: Eukaryota; Metazoa; Chordata; Mammalia; Artiodactyla; Camelidae
Source: RefSeq, a predicted model, not a curated record